Molecule: messenger RNA, 6327 nt
Organism: Mizuhopecten yessoensis (Yesso scallop)
Lineage: Eukaryota; Metazoa; Mollusca; Bivalvia; Pectinida; Pectinidae
Product: thymidine phosphorylase-like
Exons: 9
Coding region: 162-1541 (459 amino acids)
Biological process (GO): pyrimidine nucleoside metabolic process; pyrimidine nucleobase metabolic process
Cellular component (GO): cytosol
Molecular function (GO): 1,4-alpha-oligoglucan phosphorylase activity; pyrimidine-nucleoside phosphorylase activity
Source: RefSeq, a predicted model, not a curated record
CCGGAGCAGAACCCCUGAACUUUAAAGAUGACAAGACAACAUAACUUCUAAUUCUCAGAACGUCAAUCGGGGCCGUGAAGGGUGGGUAAAAUACGUGUACAGUGACGAUAUAGAAUUUCAACAUUUAAGCUAACGAAGCUGCACGUGAAACGUAGAGUGAAAUGGGCAUUGUUGACCUCAUCAAGAAGAAGGCUAAAGGACAAGCUUUAACGGAAGAUGAGAUAGCCCGCUUUGUUGAAGGAAUCGUUGACGGUACAGUGUCGGAGGCACAAAUUGGAGCUAUGUUGAUGGCUAUCAAAUGGAAAGAACUAGACAAAAAAGAAACCAGGUGUUUGACGCGUUGCAUGGUGAACUCGGGGGAUGUUUUGACCUGGCCCGAUAAAUGGCGAGGUAGCAUGGUGGACAAACACAGUACAGGAGGCGUUGGAGACAAAAUCAGCCUCGUUCUAGUGCCAAUUCUUGCCUGUUGUGAUGUGAAGGUUCCUAUGGUGUCCGGCAGGGGGCUCGAUCACACUGGAGGGACCCUAGACAAGUUGGAAGCCAUUCCAGGGGUCAGCGUGGAAUUUGAUAUUGAUAGCAUUAAAUCAAUGGUGGAAGAUAUCGGAUGCUGCAUCGUCGGGCAAACAGAAAGUUUAGUCCCUGCCGAUAAACAGUUAUACGCAAUUCGUGACGUCACUGAUACAGUUGACAACAACAGUCUCAUUGCAUCGUCUGUUGUGAGUAAGAAGGCAUCAGAAAACGUCGAUUUUCUCAUUCUGGAUGUGAAAUGUGGGAAGGCAGCCGUAAUUCAAGAUGAAGCUGCCGCCGAGGUGCUCGGAAAGUUGAUGGUUGACAUUUCAAACGAUAUUGGCAUGCGCACGAUGGCACUACUCACCCGGAUGGACCAUCCUAUUGGAUUGGCAAUUGGUAACUCUCUAGAAGUGGUGGAAUCCCUCAGAUGUCUACGGUGGAACUGCCCUGUAUGUAGUGACUCAAAAAAGUGUUUACACUGCAGAGGAUGUCACGAUAUCUUAGCGCUGGUGUACGAACUGGGAGGGCGUUUACUGUGCAGCGCAGGUAAAACACAAACCUUGGUAGAGUCCCGUUGCUUGAUGGAGGAAAAAAUUAGGAACGGGGAAGCCAUGAACUGCUUCAAGAAACUGAUUGUCGCACAGGGUGCCAAGCAGGAGGUGGCUGAAUGCCUAUGUGAUCCUAAAACAGACUUUUGGGCAGGACUUCCUAAAGCAUUGCAUAGCAAAGGGCUAAAAGUGGAACAAGAUGGGUAUGUUCACGAUAUCGAUGCAUUCAAGUGUGGCAAAGCCUCCUGGAAUCUUGGUGCCGGCAGAAACAAGCAAGUUUGUGACAUCAAAAUGGGAGUUGGUUUAGAACUCCAAGUCUGCCUAGGUGACCGAAUCAGAAAAGGUGACGUAUGGGUGACUGUUUACUACGACUCGGAUACUGUUCCCGUGGAGGUAGAGGCAAUGUUAAACCAAGCCUUGGUUGUGAAGGACCAGGAACUGACCCAUACCAACGGUUCACGUGUCGUCAAGGUCAUUACGUAAACCGAUCAGACAGCAAUUACGUCAUCAUCCAACUACUUAUAAAGUAUUUGAUGAAGAUCAUAUUCCAAGAAUUAACAAUGAAAGAUCGAGACUUUAACCAAAAAAUGAACAAAUAUUUUAGAUUAGAACCGUAAUAUUUGCAUGAUUUAAGCGAGAUAAUAUCAUCAUAUAUAUAUCAACUAUAUAUGUAUAUCUGCAUACCAUAUAUAUAUGUAAACUCAUUUAUUUUUCAACAAUUUAGGUUUUCUUACAUACAUUAAUAUAUUUCGUUGGCCCUGAUGGUAGCGUGCAGAGGGUCUUAAAGGAGGAAACCGAAGUACCCAUAGAAACCCCACAAGGUCGGGCUGAUAACAUAAUACAUUUUCACGUCCGAUCUGGGAAUCGAACCCCGGCUGUCUGGGUGAAAGGCGAGUGUGAUAUACACAGCGCCACCCGACUACUAAUAUGGACAAUUAUUUGCCCUGAUAUGAACCAAAAACCUACCUGAUAUAAACAGAAACCGGCUGAAAUGAGUUAGGGACUUAUCUGAUAUGAACCAUAAGUGUUACUCAUUCCAGGUCUUUUUUUAAUAAGAAACAAAUGGAAAAGAUGCCAAUAGCAGAUUUUUAUGUUUUUAGAGAAACUGGUUUUCUCUUUUAAAAAUUCGAGGUACUAUAGUUAAUAUGUUAUCCUAUGUAAAAAAAGAAAACGUUAAUGGAAAAACUGCAAGAUUAUCUGUAACAAACACACUAAAUGUUCCAAAUAUCCGAACUAGUUAUGUUAUCUUAAGCGAUGAUUUAAAUAUACUUGUUCAGUGCUCUGGACGGAAGCAUAUAAUCCAGAUAAAGACUCAUGUAGUGCUUAGAUCGUUGAAAGCAUUUACUUUACCAAAUCCUACCUUUAUUUUUUCCUAUAUGUAUUUCAAUGGGUCAUAAGUUUUAAACUCAAAACAUUGUUUAACCUCAUCUUAUGGUUAGUGUAUAUGUGAUUAUUCCCCUUUUAUUCAUACCAUAUGUUAUUGUUGUAUCGCAAUAGUAGCUCACCAGAACUAUCUUUUCUUGUUUACAUUUAUGCGACCCUGAUUAUGAUUUUUACAUCUUCAUGUUUUAACCAUUGAUAUACUGUUUACUUGGAAAUGUUCGCUGUUGUUUAAUUUUCGCCUUUUAUGCCUUCCACCAUGAGGGUGAAUUUAUCAUGAUAACGAAUAUGAGUUCACAACAUCAACAUACGUUAUAAAUAUAUUACGGGUGGAAGCGAAAUUAACACUGGGCGAAUAUUUAUUUAACCUGUGCAGGGGCAAACAUUUCCUUGUAUACAGUAUUUGCAUUGUAACAAUAUUCAUUGUAAUUAAUAAUGAUGUUUGUGCUUUAACCAUACCCUUUAAUAACACUUGUUGAUUACUGGAACAAACUAGAUGAUAUUUUGACCAGAGCUACUGAUACUUCAAUGGAUGUGGUACUCACCGGUGACAUUAAUAUCGAUAUGUUAACCCUUCUGCCUAAUCAUCACCAUUUCAAGACUCCUUACUAAGCAUAAUGUAUCAAGCCUUAUUAACGAACCUACACGUAUAACGCAGGAGAGUGCCACUUCCAUUGAUGUUAUCUUUACAAACAACCGAAACAUAAUUAGAAAUACUUAUACAUCACCACCCUUCUGUAGUGAUCAUUCCUCUGUGCAUGCAUCAAUUUUAUUUAGUGUAUUCAAACAAGCAAGUUAUAAGAAAAAUAUUUUAAAAUAUGAAGAAGGUGAUUUUGAAAGUAUGAAUAACACUCUUCUUGAUGUUGACUGGUUGAAUCUAUCUUCAAACCAGGACUCUAAUACAUUUAACAGUAUCAUAACUGAUUUAAUCAUGGAUCUGGUAAAUGUCUUCAUUCCUGCUAAAGUAAUAACAAUACGUCCUAAUGAUAAACCAUGGAUGAACAACAACAUAAGAUUAAAGAUGAGACAGCGCAAUAGUAUUCACAGAAAGGCCAAAUUGACAAAUAGUCCUCACUUUUGGAAUAGAUUUCGGAUUCUCAGGAAUGAAGCCAUUGACCUGAUCCGUGAAGCUAAGUCAAGAUAUAUCAAAACCCUAGAAGACUCUUUAAAUGACAUUAAGAUUCCCCCAGAUAAAUGGUGGAAAAUUGCUAAAUUUAUCUCUAACUUCACCAAUAAAUCUUCUCCAAUUCCUACUCUUGUAAUUAAUAACCGAGCUGUUCACCAUCCCAUUGAUAAAGCUGAGGUCCUCAAUAAUCACUUAAUUAAUAUCUUCACAUCCUCACCUGACCUCCAACUACCUCAGACAGCACAACCAGCAAUUCCUUAUUCACUAUCUAAUAUUAAUAUUACUGAACAAGAUGUUGCUGACCAAAUUAAUAUACUUAAUAUAAAUAAGCCCCCUGGACCUGAUGGAAUUGUUCCCAAAAUUAUUAAAAGAUUGAAUUCCUCUCUUAAAUUACCCCCUCAUGAUCUUAUUUAAUAAAACACUAGAAACAGGAGUGAUUCCCAAUAGCUGGAAACAAGCAAAUAUAAAUGCAGUUUAUAAGGGUAAUGGAUGACCUAAAAAUGAUGUUUUAAACUACAGACCUAUUUCAGUAACUUCAUGCUUUAGUAAAAUAAUGGAAAAAAUUGUGUUUAAAUAUCUUUAUAACUACCUGUUGGAGAAUUCUAUAAUCACUAAGCACCAAUCUGGAUUUACACCUGGUGAUUCAACAGUUAAUCAACUCUUGUUUAUAUAUCAUGAAAUUGUUAGUAAUAUGGACCAGGGAAAAGAACUUCGAUUUAUUUUCUGUGAGCAAAGCAUUUGAUAGGGUUUGGCAUAAAGGUCUAAUUCAUAAAAUUAGGACAUAUGGUAUUGAUGGCAAUUUGCUUCUCUGGUUUGAAAAUUAUUUAACAGACAGAAUGCAAAGAGUUAGCACUGAAGGAUAUCACUCUCAGUUUAGGACUAUAAAUGCAGGGGUACCUCAGGGAUCUAUUUUGGGACCACUCCUGUUUCUUCUUUAUAUCAAUGAUAUAACCGACAAUGUUUCUACUAAUAUUAAACUUUUUGCAGAUGACACUUCUCUGUAUGUAAUCAUAGACAAAAAUCCAGUUCAGGGAGCCCAGGAUCUUUCGAAUGACCUUGUAAACAUUAGUGAGUGGGCAUAUAUAUGGGAUAUACAUUUUAACUCAAAUAAAACAAAGUCAUUUGUAUUUUCUAGAAAACAUAACCACGUACAACCCCCAAUAUCCUUUCAAAACAAUCAAAUCACUGAUUCAAAAACACAUAAACACUUAUGACUAACUUUUACAGACGAUGCAUCAUGGAAACAGCACAUACAGAUUAUAUAUGAAAAAGCAUACAACAGAUUAAAUAUUCAUCGUUAUAUCAAAUCUAAGGUAGGUCGUAAAUCAUUAAUUAAAAUAUAUAUUGCAUUUAUUAGACCAAUUUUUGGAGUAUGCAGACAUUGUAUGGGAUAAUUGCACUUUAAAACUUAUUGAAUUACCUGAAUCUGUACAACUAGAAGCAGCUAGGAUUAUAACUGGUCUUCGUUCAGGGACAUCACACAAUAAACUCUAUAAUGAACUUGGUUGGGAAACACUGUCUGCAAGACGGUAUAAACAUAAACAAAUAAUGAUGUAUAAGAUAAUGCAUGAACUCUCACUUCAAUACUUGCAAAAUGUCACAAAUCCUUUUAUUAACAAUCAUAAUAACAAUCCCUACUCUCUUAGACAAACCAGACUCUUUAACCCAGAACUAAUAACUAUUUUGACAGUUUUUUCCCCUUUAUGUGCCGCAAUGUCAACACUAUGGAUACUGAUAUGUUGAACUCUCUAUCUCUUGCUCUGUUUAAAAAAGUACAAAAUAAAGAUAAAGUUAAUGACAGAGAAGUAACUUCAAUUUUUAAAAACAACGGUGAAAGAUGGGUUAAUAUUAUUCUUUGCCAAUUAAGAAAUUCCUGUAGUAAUUUAAAUUCUGAUUUAUAUCGUGACCAUUUAUUAGAUAGUCCAACUUGUGCUUGUUCUUUUGAACACGAAACAGCCUCUCAUUAUUUCUUCAAUUGUCCACUGUAUAUCGAACAACGAAAUACUUUGUUUACUUCUUUGAAUAAUAUUAGUAAUCAUUACCAUAUGGAUUUAAAUAUAUUUUUCCAAGGUUGUCCUACAUGUGAUCAGUUUUAAAACUAAAACUGUUGACAGAAUAGCAGAAUCAUGCCCCUGCUUGCUCCAAACUUAAAAAGACCAUUACACCUACUUGAAAUGCUUUCUUCCUGAAGUUUAAAUGUGUGUAAUAACUACAUGUAUGCUCAGCUCUUCACACAUGUUUCCUUUCUAGACCCAUUCCGAGCGUUCAAUUCUAUGAAGGCUUGAAACCCUAUUUGUUUUGAAUUUGUGAUAAGCAUGGUUGAAGAGUUGUGAAAAUGUUCAAUAUUGAGUGAUUUUACAUACGAUGCGCUUAUCAAUUACCUAGCAAACAACAACUGUUAAUAACCUGGAUCAAGAGCCAUUUAUUUAGUGGAUAGACCGGUUAGUCUCUUUCAACAGUACAAGUCUAAGCUCGGGGAAAAAAUCCAAACAGACCUUCAAAUGUUCAUGAAGGCGUUGAAAUCCUCGACAAUGCCUUCAAAAUAAACAGCAAAUCACACCACUAUCCCGUCACAGUUAAACAAGUUGUACCAGUAAAACCGUUUGGAACAUGGUUCAAGAAAGCUGCCCAAAACGUCAUCGUAAUGUCGCUUCCCAUUAGAGAUUGUUUGAGCGCUUAAAUUUUAGCGGAAAAUAAAUUAACUAUGCAUGUUUUAAAGACUUUUAAAAUUUGGCCACCGCUAAGGAUUUGACGAGCACACGU